Molecule: messenger RNA, 2988 nt
Organism: Grus americana (Whooping crane)
Lineage: Eukaryota; Metazoa; Chordata; Aves; Gruiformes; Gruidae
Gene: SPATA1
Product: spermatogenesis associated 1
Exons: 14
Coding region: 878-2581 (567 amino acids)
Source: RefSeq, a predicted model, not a curated record
ACUGAACACUCUACUGAGGACAUAGCUACUUGACAAGGUAUAAAGAAUACUGUUAAAAGUAUUGCAAUACAGUUUACAGAGGUUUUACACAACAGUUUGAUCAUAAUUUUUUUCUUUCUUAAAGACAAGAAGUUGUGCAAUAUUAGAAUAAUUAAUUUGGAAAAUUUUCAUGUUAAACUUCAAAGCAUGAAGGGUGAAAGAUAAGCAACAUCUCAGAGAUGACUUUGUUAAAUAUAUGAAGAUCCUUGUUCUAGCAUAAAUUGUUUAAAAAUACAACAUACAGUUUAAGAUGCUCUACUCAACUAAACUAGCAUUUUAUCAUCCCUUGGAAAGCCAUCGUUAUGAUGAGCUAGUAUAUGAUGGGGUUUUUGGUAGGCUGUACCUAGCUAAGAACAGUGAAAAAAUUAGUUGUUUUGCUUCUCUUUGCUGUAACUCUGAACUCAUAAAAAAGACGAAGUUUCAGAAAGUAGCAUCCUCACUGGUAUCUAGUAUUUGCAAUUUGUCUAGAGUUUCUCUAAUUUGACAGGGCCCGGUCUGACCCCGAAAAUGCCCAAGUUCGGUGCACUUAGCAUGCCUUGCAGCCAAGUCUCCAUUUUACAGUAUCAGGGCCAGGCCAGCCAAGGCAACCUGUGGUAUAACCCGACUCGAGCUGCUCUUUUCACCACAGUUUGAUGGAAGACGACGCUCCCCAGAAUAAGGAAAUGAAAGGGGAGAGCGUCCCUCGCCCCGGGGAGCGCUUCGGCUGGGGAGCGGCCCCCGGGGGUCCCCGAGAGGCUGCAGGAAAUUAUCAUGAAACUCAUUCUUAAAGAAUGUUCCGAUCAAAAAGAAAAUUAGAAAGCCCACCUGGCAUUCACUGUGAUCAAGCACAGGGACCGACAUGUCGUUCAGUCAAACAAGACCUCGAACAUCACAGUUGGUGGAGCUCCAUGUUUUUUAUGUCCCAGAAGAAGUGUGGAACUUUAAGCUGAAUACAGUUCCUGUAGCUCUUACUAGCAAAUUCAUCUCAGCUGGAUUUAUAAGGGUGUCUCCUCACAUCACACUAAGAGUGCUACGGGAGAAGCUUGGAGAGUACCUGGGUGGAGUUGCAGUUGCAGAUAAAUUCAGAUUUUUAAAAUGCAUUGGGAAAAAACUAGCAGUGGUGAAAGCAAAGCAAGAAACAGAACUGGAACUGGAAUCAUUUGUUCCUCCUCAUGCACUUUAUCCUGAAUUAUAUUUAUUACCUGGAGUGGAAUACUUUGAAGAUGUUUAUCCAUUAUCAUCAUCAUCAACUCAACAAAAACAUCACUUUAAUGCAGAAGCUAAUAGGUUUGGUCAUAGAUCAAGAUUAUCCAGUCUUCCCCAACCAAAACCUGAAAAAAACAAUCCAUUUUUAGAAAGCAUACAAAGCAGUCAUCAGCUAGAAAACCAGGAAGUGCACAGUCCUGUGGAAUGGGGUGAGAAAGACCCUGUUCCAGUUUUAUACACAAAACAUAAGGAAGACCAUAACAAAGCGAUUCAAGCAAAACAGACACAGUUUAGAGAAAAAGAUCAAAAUGGAUCCAGUGGAUCUCUCUUCACACCAAGCCAUUCAAAUCCUGCAGAUUGGGAGUCUGGAAAGAGCGAUAUGGUAUUCCAGACCUCUCAGCAAAAUGGUCUCAGCCAAGGUCAAAACCAGCAUCACACUCCUAAGUGGAAUGACAAAGCCAAAGGAACUGCUUUUACUCUCCAUGAAAACCACAGUGAUGAACAAGGCCAGAAUAACCAAACACCCCAAAAUUGUAUUAAGUAUCGAAAGGAAUUAACAAACAUGGAAAAUAAUGACUACCAAAAAGAUACCAAACUAAGAAGAGACAGAACACAGGAUGCUGGAAUUCUUAAAAUAAUGGGAGACCAAACCACAGCAUUUGUACGCAAAACCCAAAGCUUGCAGCAAUACAGAACUAGCAAGUCUAUAGCUGAUCCUGGUGAGAAACUGGAUAAUCAGGCAGAUGAAAACAAGCAAGAUCAUCUUACUUGUCCGAAAGAAUACAUUUCAUGUCCUAGUCCACCUUUUAUGGCACUCUCUGUAAAUCCAGCUCAAGUUCCUUCAAUUCAGGUAGCAAAAAACAAGAUGGUAGAACAAUUGCAACAAACGAAGAAAGACAGAAGGCACAUGGAAAAAACUAGAGAAGAACUGAUCAAAAAAGCUAAAGGGCUACUGGAACAAAAUAAGCUGAGGAGAUACCAUGUUCGUGAAGAAUGGAAGAAGAAGUACUUUGAGACUAAGAAAGCUACAGUUUCACUCGAGGAUGCUUUAAACAAACUGCGACAAGAUUUAGAGCUUUACCACCGGAAAUUACUCUUGCAAUUGGAGGCCAGAGAUAGCCGAAAACAACCAAACAAUAUGGCAGACUCCAAGAAUUACACAAUCAUCCGGAUUACUACAGUGCAGCAUGAACUUGAUCAACUGAGGAGGAAGCUGGAUGAUACAAAAAUGAAACUCAUAAUAGAAAUUAAGAUGAGAAAGCAGGCAGCAACAGAUUUACAAGCAUUGAGAGCGGAACUGACACAGAAGAAGAUUCAUUCAGCUUUAAUUCUCCAGUCCAGAAAAUCAGGAAUUUAAGAGGAUGACGCGACUUUAACAUCUGUAAAGUCUUCAGAAGCUCUGUAACGUAUAUAGAAGCUCAGAAUUUCUGAGCAUUUGUUUGUAUGUUCUUGAAGGUAUCUUAUACAAAGACAUCAACUAUAUAAAUAUUGUGGAAUUUGUAUACUAGGCUACUGAGGUACUGCAGCUCACUUUUUAAACCUCACUUACUGUAAGAUCAGUCAGCUACUUAAGCAUGCAGUUUAACCUAGUAAUGUGUCUAAAACAAAGUUAUUUUAAAAGUGCAAAUUAGCAUGUUGUGUAACAUCACACUCAUUAACAAAAUACCUACUAAGCAUAUAAAGCUGUAAUCUAUAACCUUCUGUUCUUAUUUUCAGGCACAAGCAUUUAAUUUUUGGAAAAUGAUUAAAAUACAUCUGUAGAAC